This is a messenger RNA of Caenorhabditis briggsae, 1215 nucleotides long. It is a transcript of the gene Cbr-unc-129, whose product is annotated as Protein CBR-UNC-129. Lineage: Eukaryota; Metazoa; Nematoda; Chromadorea; Rhabditida; Rhabditidae. Gene Ontology annotation, cellular component: extracellular region. Gene Ontology annotation, biological process: BMP signaling pathway; SMAD protein signal transduction. Gene Ontology annotation, molecular function: growth factor activity; cytokine activity. The coding region runs from base 1 to 1215 and encodes 404 amino acids. The transcript is spliced from 5 exons. The record is from RefSeq and is a predicted model, not a curated record.
AUGAGACGACUCCCAAUCGUCUCGAUUUUUGCAUUAUUUGCAAUAGUCGGUGCCGCCCGAGUGGACAUUGAUUUGAUCAAUGAGACAAUCAGAGAUCUUCUCCAUUUCAAGAGUUCGGAUCCGAACAUCACCACAUUCCAUCGUUCGUCUCAUGCUCUCACCGAGCACAUGAAGAAUCUUUAUCAGAUUUUCAUUGACGAAGAUUUCAACGAAGAUGGUAAUUUGGUCCGCGCGAUUGAGCCUGCUGUCGGAAAAUUCGAAGGACAAGAAGUCCUAGUUUUUGAUGUCGAUGGAUUCGACGCUCACGAAUCCAUAAUGAGAGCUGAACUUCAUUUCUAUCUCAGACGACGUGACGCCUUCUCCAGCAGACGUUCUCGUCAGAUUCGUGCGAAAUCGAUUUGUGUGAAUGAGUACUGUAGGCAACAAACGUUGAAGAAGAUUCGAACAAGUGGAGAUGAAGAAUACAAAGUGAUUUGGGAUGCGACAAAAUCUGUAUUCGAUUCGUAUCAUUUGGACGCAAAGCAAGCGGUUUUCCGUAUCACUCGAGAACAUUCCAAAAUGAGACCAUACUCUGAAAUGAUCAGAAAGAGCACUCCAUUCCUCGUGAUCUAUUCAAAAGUCAAUCAUACUUUGGACACGAAACAAGUCAUUCAACAAACUGAGCAAACGAAAAGAAAGAGAAGAGAUUUGGGAAAUGAGGAUUUGAGAGAAUACUACACCUAUAAUUCCAUUCCUUUGGAUAACGACGAACGAGAGCCAAUGAGAAGAAAGAGUGGAAAAAAGAACAGUUUGUCGGAGGAGAUGUCAUCUGAAGAUGUUUGGCAAGGAUUCGGAGAGGAAACUUCUAGAGAGGAAAGAGAAAGAAAAGCGAAUGAAGAGUUGGCAAAUGAUGUGAGAGUUGUGUUGCUACAGAAUAAGAAUCGUUGUCACAAAGAGGGAACUUUGGUCAGUCUCAAACACUUCGGAUGGGAUAAAUUCGUGAUGGAACCCAGAACAAUCGAAACGUCGUUCUGCAAAGGAAAAUGUGCGAAACCAAUGUUGGCAAGUGGAAAGGCAUCGAAUCACGCUAUGCUCCAAUCACUGUUCGCCGCGGAGCCAGUGUGUUGUGCACCGACUAAUUUGAAAUCGCUCAACUUUUUGUAUAGAGACGAAAAAGGACGUACAGUAAUCCGCAACUACUCAAAGAUGCUCAUCGGCUCGUGUUCUUGCCUUUAA